This is a messenger RNA of Diaporthe amygdali, 918 nucleotides long. RefSeq lists its product as uncharacterized. The record is from RefSeq and is a predicted model, not a curated record. Lineage: Eukaryota; Fungi; Ascomycota; Sordariomycetes; Diaporthales; Diaporthaceae. Gene Ontology annotation, cellular component: membrane. Bases 1 to 918 code for a protein of 305 amino acids. The transcript has a single exon.
AUGGCACCGCCGCCUUCGCCAUACACUUUGAGGACUGGCAUUUACGCGGCCAUUGACCCUAAGGGUCUGAAAGGGUCGCUUCAGGGCCAGAACGCACUUGUCACUGGGUCUGGUCGGGGCAUCGGUCGCCACAUCGCGAUUGCAUUGGCACAUGCAGGCGCCAAUGUAUGUGUGACCGGACGGACUGCAAGCCAGGUCGAGACAACUGUGGCCGGAAUACAGUCGAUAGAUGGCAGCGAGAAACGGGAAGGAACUGGAAAGGUUGUGGGUAUCGUCGCCGAUAUACUUGACCGCAAUGACCAACAACGUCUUCUGCUCGAAUUUCGAUCACAGCUAGGUCCCGUUGACAUUCUGAUUUGCAAUGCUGGAUCAAACAUCUUCCAGCCUUUUCAUCUCACAGACCCGGUCGAGUGGUGGGACAUCAUGGAACUCAACUUGCGGGCACCGGUAGAACUCACAAGGCUAGCGUUGCCGGAAAUGAGGGAGCGCAACUCAGGCACUAUCAUCUAUACGAGUAGUCGCGCUGCAGCACCGGACCUCAAUCUCCCGUGGACGACAGCAUACAACUGUGCCAAGACUGGGAUCACGAAGUUUGCCGGGACUCUGCAAGUCGAGUUGGAUCAGCUGUCCAGGAUGGACGAGCACAGUAACGGGAUAUCGGUGUUCAGCAUACACCCUGGUGAAAUAGAGACGGACCUGCACCAAACUGCGUAUCCAGAGAAGACAAAGAGAGAAGCACCCUAUGUGAUAGAGCAUAUGGCGGAAAUUAGCAAGCGACGACCACAUUACGAAGGUGAACUGCCGGCGUGGACAUGUGUAUGGCUGUGCUCGGGCAAGGGAGCUUCCCUGAAGGGGAGAUUUGUCGACUGCACGAGAGAUGUUGAAGAGCAGGCGCAAGCAGUAGGCAAAAAGGCAUGA